Messenger RNA from Asparagus officinalis (garden asparagus), 1338 nucleotides. RefSeq lists its product as uncharacterized. The transcript is spliced from 4 exons. The record is from RefSeq and is a predicted model, not a curated record. The coding region runs from base 1 to 1338 and encodes 445 amino acids. Lineage: Eukaryota; Viridiplantae; Streptophyta; Magnoliopsida; Asparagales; Asparagaceae.
AUGCUCUAUGAUAUGGAGUCCCAUAGCAGGGGAAGGGGCAUUGGAGUUGCUUUGGAGGGAAAAAAGAAGCAAAAGGUCGCAUAUGUCCCAGGUUGCAUGACACUAUUGUGUCUUUGGUACUACGAGAUGACAGGCAUAAAGAAAUAUGCCCUCUUAGACACCUCCAGACCUCCAAUGACAAAUUGGGCAUCAGGGGAGGAGAGAAUCGCAUCUAUGAGGAUGCCGACAAUUAUUUCAAAGGCUAAGUCAGCGUCAAUAACAUUUGUCCAUAGGCCUAUUGCGGAGGUCGCUUCUCCUGGUCAUGUUCAUUCACUUCCCGCUGAACAGAGGGAUGAAGUUCUUCAGCAAAAGCGUCAGGCAAAGAGGAAGGCUUUGCAGGAAGAAACUACUAAGAACUUCUCAAUAGGUUACAUCAUGGCAAAGCAUAUUGACGUUGCUUUUGACGAUGAAGAGGAGAUCAAUGUUCUUCCCAUUGAGCAGCAACUCACAUUUUGGAGAAAUUCUGCUAAAUUUCUCAAGCGACUUCUUGUUGCUACAAAGCAGACCAAGAGCAAAUAUUGUAAAGAAUUCAUGAUUGAGAUCAACAGGCUUAACAGGAUAAUUGAAAAAUGUGGAAGACAUGAUGAGGUUAUAGACCCAGUGCUGCUUAAGUCAAAUAUCAAACAGAAAAUUGCAAAUGAAAUUAGGAAGAAGCGACAGGGAGCUCAAGAGGAACAGAAGUCCAAAACAAGCAGUGUAUAUAAGGAAGAGCCCACCAGUCAAGAACAUGUACAUAAGAUUGUUGAAGAGGAUGUAAAGCAUCUUGCUGACGAUGAGGCAAUAGAAGAGGAGCCAGUUACUUCUCCAGGGGAGGGGGUAUAUAGUAAGGUUGACCAGACUGUAGAUACUAAGGUUGAUGAUAGUGUAAAUAAGGAAGAGGAGCAUAUGCAACAUAUUGUAGAUAUGGAAGAGGAGCAUAUGGAACAUAUUGUAGAUAUGGAAGAGGAGCAUAUGGUAGAUAAGGAAGAGGAGCAUAUGGAAGAUAUUGUAGAUAAUGAAGAGGAGCGUAUGGUAGAUAAGGAAGAGGAGUAUAUGGUAGACAAGGAAGAGGAGCAUAUGGAAAAUGAAAAUUUUAUUGUAGAUAACAAAGGUUUUGAUGAGGAUACUGUUGAUGGUGUAGAUAAGGAGGAAGAUAUUGUAGAUAAAGGCAAGGAGAAUGUAGAUAAGUUGGAAGCACAGGAGGAAGAGGAUCUUGUGAAUAUUGAACAUAAUGUGGACAAACUUGUAGAUGUUCUAACGAGCAAUGUGAAAGCAAAGCGUAGACCAAAGGCAAAAAGGGUAAGCAGGAGAUCUAAAUGA